This is a messenger RNA of Stylophora pistillata, 452 nucleotides long. RefSeq lists its product as uncharacterized. The record is from RefSeq and is a predicted model, not a curated record. Lineage: Eukaryota; Metazoa; Cnidaria; Anthozoa; Scleractinia; Pocilloporidae.
AAUUGUACAGAUCAAGGAAGAACCUGCAUAAAGGCUGAACAAAAACUCUGCUCCUUAUAAAGUACAAGAUGAAAUUUACGCUGUUGUUUUGGUGUCUCUCUCUGCUGACCAUCACUGUCCAAUCUAUGUCCUUAAUUGCGGAGAGAAAGAGUUCCGUGACUAAAUAUUCUCUGGAGCUGUCAAGUGGUGGAAAAAAGUUUGGCGAACAGAUCGAAAUUGACACCAUAAAGGGAACAGAGACUUUCCACGUACCGAAGACAUCGCCUAAUGAAUCAGCAGGAGAUAUAAUCUACGAUUUUAAAAGGCGAGUGACAAUGGUUCGUUUGCGAGUAGAAAAGGCAUGCUAUAUGGCUAAUUCAAUCGAUGAAACUCUCACGCCUGCCGAUUUAAAGGAAGCUUUGGAAAUGAAAUCUCCCGGGGUACGAUGCGCUGGGUACGAUGUUCAAGAAUAA